AUGGAUUAUAUUAUUUGCCCUAGCAACUUUUACUUCCUUUUUUCCUUCCCUUGUAUACACCACCAAUCAACCCCCCUCCCCCUGCAACGAGGAGGGUGCCGAUAAGCCGAAAAAUGUUAUUACACUGCUUGCAUGCUAUUCUGUUAUAAGCAAUGUGCUGUUUUUGUAUUAAUAUUGUGUUUUGUAUCACCAUGUGAUUACAAUGUUUUGAUAGGUAAACAGGGCAGCUUAUAAAACAGAACGUAGGACUACGACUGGUAGUUAAAUGGAACUGUGCGGUGCAUAUGCAUGUGUACAACAACACUGUCAACAGGUGUAUUGUAAUGAUGGCAAAUUUCUCAAGUUUUGGUUUUCUUCAAGUGACACUGCACCCAUUUUCAAGAAUUUUAAAUAAUGCAGCAAAUAUGUACAAUGUUCUUAUUCGAUUUUCCUUUAAGGAUAUUCUUAAGACAUUUUUAAAUUUUUGUCUUACUAUCGUGAAUAUUUAUCGGCAUGGUUGUAAUUUUCAAAACUUUCAAGCUAAAUUGUAUGUGAUGUUUUAGGAAUUAAAAAUUGAUUCAGCAUGCAGAAAGUGAAAGACGCUAUAGACAGACUGAAUAAUGCAUUGGAUGGUCUGUCAUCAUCAACAACAAGUACUCAAAAUAAUCCAAAUCAGAACAUCUUCCAGAGUCCAAACUCACAUCCAAGUCCAAACUUACAUCCAAGUCCACAACAUCAGAGAAUUCUACAAGAUUUCAAUAAGCAAUUUCCAGCGUUGAAUGCUGGUGGUAGCCGAUAUCGCCCACAAGCAAAGAAACCACGUCUCUCUAAUAACUUCAUUAAGGACACAUGGACCCAUAAAUUCUGUGCACUGAGCUACAAAGAUACAUCAGUUUCACCUAAUACACGUGAAUUAAUGGAGCUAAACCAAGUUGGUCUCGGAAUUGAAAAAGUUGUUUUUCCUUCCAAAACUGGAACACAUGCUAUGCUUCUGGAAGAGUUAACAAAAGCUUAUCCAAAAUUAUCAUCACAGAGUGGUGGCAUUGAACUUCUGAGGGCUGAGAGUGGUGGAAUAAACCGACCAUUGGUGUUGAUACCACCAAGAAAAGAUGGUUAUUCUAUCAGCUAUUUAAAAAAUUUAGUACCCGGUCACGCUGUAAUAUACAUCAGACCAGUGCAGAGCGACUUACCAAUGGAGGAACCAACUAUGGAUUCAGGUAUUGAAGUUAACUGUGUACGAUGUAAUCAGAAAUAUCCGUUAAAUGAUUUAAGAUUCCAUCAAGCUUAUUGUCAACUUGAUGAUGACAUUUUUCCAGAGAUGAUAGACGAUGAAGCUGGGCCAUCGAAUGAAAAAGAAGUAGGAAGUACUUCUCCCCAUAUCGAUACUUUGUCGGCAAUGUUUCCUCGAAUCUCUAAAGCCACAAUUCAGGACAUUUUACGGAAUACCAAAUCUAUCGAUGUGGCAGCCAAUAUUUUGAGUGAGAAAAGUGCAAGUGAAAAUAUGUCUGACAUGCUGCAAAUUAAAUGUGUAGAUAAGGACAUGUCUUUAAAAGAAAUUCUCAAUCAAAUUACAUCUCUUGCUUCAGAAAAUGAUACAAUCACUUUGGAAAUUGAACGUGACAAUCUUUGGAUGGAAUCCUUGAGAUUUUACAAAAGGAACCUUGUGAAUUCUCAAGUUAUGACCAAAAAAUUGAUCAUUGAGUUUAAAGGAGAGGACGGCCUUGAUGGUGGGGCAAUGAAAACCGAAUAUUUCAACCUUUUGUUAGAAGAAGUUAAAAAUCGUCUAUUUGAAGGUGAAAAUAACAGUUUGUUGCCUGUGAAAGACAUCACAAAAGCUGUGCUUUUCAAAGUUGCUGGUAUGAUUAUCGUACAUUCAUUGAUUGCUGGUGUUGACACCGGCUUCCCAGUAUUAGCAAAACCAUACUUUUUACACAUGUGUGGUAGAGAUACCGACAGUUUGAUUGAAAGUUUGAAUAAAAGCCACAUACCAGCAAAUGCAACAACUGAAAAUUUGAUUGAAUUGAUUGAAUCACUUGAUCAAUGUAAAACAAAGGACGAUAUAGACAAACUGCUUUACAAGGACAAUCAGAAGCAAGAUGUGUUUUGGUCACUUAUUAAUUCUGCGCAUUGGCCUGCCGACAAGAAUAUUAACAAAGAAAAUGUCCCAUUACUGGUUCAACAACUCAUUUUGAAUGAUGUGAUAUUGUCACGCCGAAACUCUUCAGACAUGUUAUUCGAAGGUUUGAGCUCGUGCAAUUUCUUGAAUACGAUUCGGUGUCAUUGGAAAGUUAUGGAUCAAAUAUUUUGUGCUGGUUAUCGCAUGAUUGAGAGUAAAGAAUUUAUCAAAUGUUUUAGUUUUGACGAACCAACUUCCUUCGUGGAGACACAGGCAAAGAAAUUUUUUCUGUCGUUUAUUGAAAAAAGUGACAGUAUGACAUUGAGUAAAGUACUUGCCUUCUGUACUAGUCAUACAGUUGUUCCACUGGAUGGUAUGAAAAAUGAAAUCAGAGUGAAAUACAUGUCGGAUGAUGAAAAAAACAGUAUGUGCAAAUCCUCUGCAUGUUUAAAAAUAAUCUACCUACCUACAGUUCAUUCUGUAGAAAAGGCGUUUCACAAUAUGUUGGCAACAGCUUUAGCAUGUGAAUCAAAGGGAUUCGCAAAUCCAUGAUAAUUGUAAAUUUUUAGGGGCACUAACGAGUUUAUUUUUUUCCUUCAAGGUGAUCGAUUUUUAGCUUAUGUUGUCAUUGUUCUUAUUAUGUUGUCAUUGAGAAAAAAUGCCGAUUUUUUUUCUUUUUCUUCCAAAAUAUGCCUCACUUCUAUAAAACUGAUUUUUUUUCUGGUGGGGGGGAAUAUAAAAAUCCUGUCAGUCCUAUGCAAGAAUUCUUCCAGUGAUAUACAUACUUUUAAUGAUCAGAUUGAUUAUGAUUAGUCUCGAAUUUAUGACUGACUUGUACGCUCCUUGAAGUCUAUAUAUACUGCACAUGCAUUUAUAAGUUCGUCUUUUUGUUGUUCUAUUUUGUUUGUUUUCUAACUUUUAUAUGGAAAAGAUGUAUGGUUAUAGUCGUGAUCAAGUUACGCAUUGCAUUAUCAUUCAGCUGUGCUAACCAAGAAGAUAUUUUUCUUUUCUUUUUAUUUCACAAGGGUUAUGUUUGUUAUUUUGUUCUUUAUGUGAAAAAAUGUUCUACUUAUAUACGGUCGACUCACUCAGAGAAAGUUAUUUAAAAACAGAACUGUUAUCGUUAAGUAACUUUUAAACAUAUUUCGAACAUUUUGGAGGGAAUUUCGUCUGGCAUUUUUAGGAUUUAUUGUAUGAUUAAACAAACAAGUGGUUUUGUUGACAUUUCGUGUACUUAUGCAGUACUUUUAUUUUUCAGAAUAUAACAUGAAUAUACAACAAUUGA
Molecule: messenger RNA, 3380 nt
Organism: Hydractinia symbiolongicarpus
Lineage: Eukaryota; Metazoa; Cnidaria; Hydrozoa; Anthoathecata; Hydractiniidae
Exons: 2
Coding region: 563-2647 (694 amino acids)
Molecular function (GO): ubiquitin-protein transferase activity; ubiquitin binding
Source: RefSeq, a predicted model, not a curated record